AUGGAAAAUCACAAGCCGAGGAGUACGGUUAUACUUGACGAGCUAGACUCGGAUCAAGUUUCGCCUCAACCUCAAGGGGUUCCAGCUUUUAUUCCUGUAUUUGUUCAAAGAGGGGAAAAUAUGCCUGUAGUUGAACAUACGCAGGAACCAGAGACAGAACCAGAAGUUCAGCAUGAUAAUCAACAAGUGGAGUUACCACUUGUAGAAGAACAAAAUCAUGAAAUGGUUUAUCCAGAAAUAAAUCAGGGUCCUCCUCAAAUUGUUAACCCACCAGACUUGAAUCAUCCUGAUGUCAUCAUUGAGAAUGAUGAUGAUCCCACUAGUUAUGACAAGGCACUAGAAGAUGUUGAUGCUCAGGAAUGGCUUGAGGCUAUGAGUCGUGAAAUGGAUUCUAUGUAUUCUAACUCAGUUUGGUCUCUUGUAGAUGCACCAAAAGGG
This is a messenger RNA of Gastrolobium bilobum, 438 nucleotides long. RefSeq lists its product as uncharacterized. The annotation marks the transcript as partial. The record is from RefSeq and is a predicted model, not a curated record. Lineage: Eukaryota; Viridiplantae; Streptophyta; Magnoliopsida; Fabales; Fabaceae. The transcript is spliced from 2 exons.